Leucoraja erinaceus (little skate) is the source of this 20875-nucleotide messenger RNA. RefSeq names its product CUB and Sushi multiple domains 2 (gene csmd2). The record is from RefSeq and is a predicted model, not a curated record. Lineage: Eukaryota; Metazoa; Chordata; Chondrichthyes; Rajiformes; Rajidae.
ACAGCAGGGGGCUGAGCACGCAGCCUUGAGGUGCUCCCUUGCUGAUUGUUAUCGAGGCUGACACAUUUCCACCAAUACAAACAGACUGUGGUCUGUGGACGAGGAAGUCGAGGAUCCAGUUGCAGAGGGAUGCGCAGAGACCCAGUUCUGCGAGUUUGGUAACCAGUUUGGAGGGGAUGAUUGUGUUAAAUGCCGAGCUGUAAUCAAUGAAUAACAGCCUGACAUAUGAGUUUUUGUUGUCCAAGUGGUCCAGUGUGGAGUGGAGGGCUAGCGAGAUCACAUCCACCGUUGAUCCGUUGUGGCGGUACGCGAACUGCAGUGGGUCCAGGUUUUUGUCGAGGUAGGAGUUGAUUUGCUCCAUGAUCAACCUCUCAAAGCAUUUCAUCACCACCGGCGUUAGUGCCACUGGUCGAUAGCCAUUGAGGCACGUCACCUUACUCUUCUUGGGCACCUGUAUAAUUGAUGCCCUUUUAAAGCAGGUGGGGGCCUCGGACCUCAGAAGUGAGAGGUUGAAAAUGUCCGUAAAAACUCCCGCCAGUUGGUCCGCACAGGUUUUUAGAACACGACCGGGUAUACCAUCAGGAACAGGUGCUUUUCGGGGGUUCACCCCUCUGAAAGAUUUCCUGACAUCGGCCUCUGUGACUGAGACUGAAAUGCCAUCACAGCGAAUGGGGGAUCGGGAAGGCACAUCAGUAUUCUCCCUGUCAAAGCGUGCGUAAUUUUAGAGUUUAGAGAUCCAGUGCAGCAACAAGCCCUUAACCAGCGAACCCCACACAUUAUUACUAUCAUACACACACUCGGGAUAAUUUACAAUUUUACCAAGCCAAACCUGUAUGUCUUUGGAGUGUGGGAGGAAGCCGGAGUUCCAGGGGAAAACUCACGCAGGUCACGGGGAGAACAUACAACCUCUGUACAGGCAAGCACCCAUAGUCAGGAUCGAACCUGGGUCUCUGGCACGGUAAGGCAGUAACUCCACUGCUGCAUCACAGUGCCACCCAAGUUCUUAAGUAUAGGGUAUUACUUUAUGUAUACUUUCUCAACUAUCAAAAACAACGUGAUUUCCUGAGAGAGACAAAAGAAGAAACCAUUAUGACCAUAUGAAGUCUGGAAAGUUCAUGUGUCAUUUCUUUAAAUUAUUGCAAUUGGUCCAAGGAACCAUACUGGCAAAGUUGGAUUUCAGUGCAGCAUGUAAAUGCUUCAGUGUGUGGUUAGUUCAGUGAGAAUCAUUUUGCUUAAUUAGCUUGCUUAAGUAGUUGACUUAAAUAAUUGCAUCCCUACUGUUCCUAGACUGAUUACUUCCUGAUCUCAAAUCUAGAGGUACAGAGGUUGACAAGUUAUAGGCCUGUUUUUUUUUUAUAUAAGGAAAUUCAGGUUUGAAAUAGAUUUAUUUCCAAUUUCGAGAUUUAAUAAUUUUUAAGUUGUGGGACUGAAAUUGUCUAUAUCUUCAGAGAACAUUGGGGUUACCAAUGUUAGCUGCAUAUUUUGUUAUUAAUCAAAUGUGUAUUUGACUUUCCUUUGUGGAAUUUACCAUUGAUGGACACCACAUUCUACAACCUUCUUCUGACCAGCUACAUGAUUCAAAAGUGAAGGGAAUUUAAAAAGUCUCCCAGAACCAAAGCUGACAACUCUUCUAUUUAAGUUCAUCACGGUGAUGAGGAUAUAAUGCAAUUUAACCUUGUCUUCUAUUCUGUGGCCAGUGAACGGAACCAGCACUUAUACCAUCAUGCCAACAGUAUUUGGAAAAAUAUGUGGCUAGCUUUGGUUCUGGGUAACUUUUUAAUUCUCUUCACUUUAGAUUCUUGUUACUUGUCAGAAGGAGAUUUGAGAAGUUGAUGCCAAUCUGGACAGGUCGGCAGUCGGUAUUCGAGUCCCAUAAGAUCAAGAUUGAGACUGCCAAAAAUCAUUCCACUACUGAUGCCUGACAGCAGACAGACAUUGAAGAUCUCUAUUUCUCCUGUCUAAAUCAGGUCACAGAGGUGAAAUGGCAGUGACCUCGGAGAUUUUGCCAGGUUUUUCCUCAAUUGCAUUGCUUUAUUUUUUUUUCAUUUUGCUUUGCUCCACAGGAUGAUGUGUGGUAAAAAUGUGAUCAGGAGUGAAAACGAUGAGGAAUGAAACCCUUAUAAUGACUUCUCAUUGAUUUUCCGUGGCCACCUUUGUGAAAAAAGUUGGAAGCUGAGCUUUUUAUCAAGGUUUUCUUCAGCAAAGAUAACAAGACAAGUAUCACAGGAAACUAUGUGUGGGAUUAAUGAUGAGUGAGAGCAGCAUUAGCAACUUUAAUAUUGGAUAAUAGGAGGCAAUGAAUUAACUCAAAAUUAUAAAUACACUUCUCCAGGAUUUAUUUACUCUGCUGCUUAUGAAACAAACUGGUGAUUAUUCUAAACUGCUCUGGUUUUGUCUAUGCAAAUCUGUCCUUAUUUGUGACUGCAAGGACAAAUGAUGCUAUGGGAACUGAUGAAAAUCAUGUGAAUAACCCACUAUUGUGCUCUCAGCAGCUGAAAUAAUUAUGAAUGUCCUUGACAAAUUUUUUUUUUUUAGGAUAAAUUGUUGGGAGGACAGCUAAGAUGGAAAAGUUUAUUUUUGCUGGAAGACUAUAGAGAGGAAAGAGGUUUUCACACUAUUAAUCAUCUCAGCCUUGCCAACUCUGCUUUGUACUCGAGCUGCCAACUCCUGACACGUUGCUUUCCUGUCCUGAAGGCACCAUACUUUUGAUAGAAUGCAAACAAAAUGCUCAAAUCCCAUUGAGAUAUUUUAAAAUUAAUAUUCAACAGUAAUUAAUAAAAUGACAUGGUUGGGAUUUCAUAUGAGCUCUCAGAAUAAUGCAUCCACAGUAAUCGUGAAAAUAAUGUAUCAUUGCACAAAAAUUUGCAUCUGACUUAAUGAGGUUGUUUGGAGUAAGAUUUUUUUUUUGUGAUGUGAAGAUAAUGCAAUAUUUUGCAGCCUUUGAAUGCCAGAUGGUUGCGAUAUGCAGCUGUCCCCAACAGAUUCAGAGACUUGUACACUCUUCCCUUGAGCUUUACUGAAUGUCAUGACCUUUUCUUGCAGGUUGACUGGAAUGAAUCUACCUUCUCCUGUUAUCAGCAGUAAAAACUGGCUCCGACUUCACUUCACAUCAGACAGCAAUCACAAGCAGAAAGGGUUUAGUGCUCAUUACCAAGUUAAAAAGCUGAUUGAACUGAAAUCUCGAGGUGUUAAAUUACUUCCCAGCAAAGACAAUCAGAAGUCGUCAGUGUUAACUCAAGCAGGCAUGGCGCAAGGAUAUAAUAUGUGCCCUGACCCAGGAAUUCCUGAAUGGGGGAAAAGAAUAGGUCUGGAUUUCAGUCUGGGUUCCAGUGUGCAGUUCUCGUGUGAUGAAGGCUAUGAGUUGCAAGGGUCCAAAAGCAUCACCUGUCUGCGAGUAACUGACAUGUUUGCAGCAUGGAGUGAUCACAGACCAUUCUGCCGAGCUCAAGUCUGUGGUGCCCGUCUGAAUGGACCUGCUGGAGUUAUUACUUCCCCCAAUUUCCCAGUUCAAUACGACAAUGACGCACACUGUGUAUGGGUGAUAUCUGCCCCUGAUCCUGACAAGGUCAUUAGGCUGACUCUCGACGAGUUUGAAUUGGAGAGAGGGUACGACACACUGACAGUCGGCGAUGGAGGGCAGCCUGGAGAACCGAAAACAGUGCUUCACGUAUUGACAGGCACCGAUGUUCCCGACCUCAUUGUGAGUGUGAGCAAUCAGAUGUGGUUGCAGUUCCAGACUGACGAGACCAACAGUAUGCUGGGCUUCAAGGCUAUCUAUGCAGAGAUAGAACAGGGAACCUGCAGUGAUCCUGGAAUUCCAGCCUAUGGAAAGAGAGAGGGCAACAGCUUCCUUCAUGGUGAUGUUUUGAGGUUUGAAUGCUUACCUGCUUUUGAACUAGUCGGCCUAAAGUCCAUUACCUGCCAGAAGAAUAACCAAUGGUCAGCCAAGAAGCCAAGCUGUGUCUUUUCCUGCUUCUUCAAUUUUACAACUCCAUCUGGUGUUCUGCUGUCUCCCAACUACCCUGAUGAUUACAGCAACCACAUGCACUGUGUAUGGCUGAUUAUUGCAAAGCCGGAGAGCAGGAUUCACCUGGCCUUUAAUGACUUCGAUGUCGAGCCGCAGUUUGACUUUGUUUCUGUGAAGGAUGGGUUAAAUCCUGAAUCGCCCGUCUUGGGAACUUUCUCUGGAAACAAAAUCCCUUCUCCUUUGACCAGCAGCGGGCACUUGUCACGUUUAGAAUUCCUGACAGACCACUCUACAGCUGCUCGAGGAUUUAACAUCACCUUUACCACAUUCAGACACAAUGAAUGCCCCGAUCCAGGAGUUCCAGUGAAUGGGAGACGUUUUGGGGAAAGUCUUCAGCUGGGAAGCACUGUAUCCUUUCUCUGUGAGGAAGGAUUUCUCAAGACACAUGGAUCAGAAACUAUCUCCUGUAUCCUGAAAGAUGGAAAUGUGGUCUGGAACAAUGCUGUACCACUAUGUGAAGCGCCGUGUGGAGGUCACCUGACUGCUCCAAGUGGAAUGAUAUUAUCUCCAGGUUGGCCAGGGUUUUACAAGGAUUCUCUGAACUGUGUGUGGGUGAUUGAAGCUGAACCAGGAUACCCUAUCAAAAUAACCUUUGACAGAUUUAAAACCGAAGUCAACUAUGACACCUUGGAGGUCCGAGAUGGAAGAUCAUACUCUUCACCACUCAUUGGACUCUACCAUGGUACACAAGUACCUCAGUUUCUGAUCAGCACCAGCAACUAUCUUUACCUCUUGUUCUCUACUGACAAGAGCCACUCAGAUGUAGGGUUCCAAAUUCGGUUUGAAAGUGUUAAAUUACAAUCUGAUUCUUGUUUGGAUCCUGGAAUUCCUGUAAAUGGCCUGAGACAUGGAAAUCUCUUCUAUAUUGGAUCUUCUGUGACCUUUGGUUGUGACUCGGGAUACACCCUCAGUGAUGAUGAAGUGCUUGUUUGUGAACCCAAUUACCAAUGGAGUCGUGCUUUGCCCAGCUGUGAAGCUUUGUGUGGAGGCUAUAUCCGUGGAACAAGUGGAACGAUCCUGUCUCCUGGCUUUCCUGACUUUUAUAGGAAUUCCCUGAAUUGCACUUGGACCGUGGAGACAUCCCAUGGCAAAGGAAUCCAGUUCACGUUCCACACCUUUCACUUGGAGAGUGCACAUGAUUAUCUGCUGAUCACUGAGAAUGGAAGCUUUGCCCAACCUUUGAAGAGACUCUCAGGAUCUAACCUACCAGGACCGAUCAGUGCCGGACUCUUCGGGAACUAUACAGCACAGAUCCGAUUUAUUUCGGACUUCUCCAUGUCCUACGAAGGGUUCAACAUCACCUUUGCAGAACAUGAUUUGGAGCCGUGCGAUGAUCCUGGUAUCCCACCAUUCAGCAGCAGAAGUGGCAUUCGAUUUGGUGUCGGAGAUACUCUUACCUUCUCAUGUUUCCCGGGAUAUAGAUUGGAAGGCGUAUUCCGGAUUACCUGCCUUGGAGGUAGACGGCGUGUGUGGAGUUCGCCUCUUCCAAGGUGUGUUGCUGAAUGUGGAGCCAGUGUGACUGGAAAUGAAGGCAUUCUCCUUUCACCCAAUUACCCAGCUAAUUACAGCAACACCCACGAAUGCAUCUAUUCUAUUCAAACACAACCAGGUAAAGGAAUCCGAUUGAAAUCCCGGACAUUCAAGCUCCAGCAAGGAGAUAUUCUAAAAAUUUUUGAUGGGAAGGAUAGCACCUCCCGUGUACUUGGCACUUUCACUGGAUUGGAGAUGCUAGGCGUCAUUCUGAAUAGCACAUCAAGCAACCUGUGGCUGGAGUUUGUCACAAAUGCAGAAAACACAAGCAAAGGAUUUGAACUCCUUUUUUCAAGUUUUGAACUGGUCAAGUGUGAAGACCCAGGUACUCUACAGUUUGGCUAUAAGAGUCAGGAUGAGGGACAUUUUGCAGGAACAACUGUUGUCUUCCGUUGCAUGCCAGGAUACACAUUGCAGGGAAUGUCAGUGCUCACCUGCUUAACUGGAGACCGUCGAGCUUGGAACAAUCCACUGCCUUCCUGCGUAGCUGAAUGUGGAGGUCAUAUCGUUGGACAGACAUCGGGUAGAAUCUUAUCACCUGGUUACCCAGUGCCAUAUGAUCACAAUCUCCACUGUACCUGGUUUGCUGAAGCGGAUCCUGGCAGCAUGAUCAGCAUCCACUUCCUAGUUUUCCACACAGAAGCUAUUCAUGACGUUCUGAAGGUUUGGGAUGGACCACUGGAGAGCGGCAUCCUCCUGCGGGAGAUCAGUGGCUCUAUGCUGCCCCCCGAUAUCCAGAGCACGUUCAAUUCCAUUACGCUGCAGUUUGACACGGAUUUCUUCACCAGCAAGCAGGGCUUCGCCAUUCAGUUUCAAGUUUCCACAGCUACAUCAUGUAAUGAUCCUGGAUUUCCUCAAAAUGGGAGUCGAAGUGGAGACAGCAGGGAGCCCGAAGAUUCCAUUGUAUUUCAGUGUGAUCCUGGCUAUGCCUUGCAAGGGGAGUCAACAAUCACGUGCGUGCAGAUUGACAAUAGGUUCUUCUGGCAGCCUGACCCUCCAGCAUGUAUAGCUCCUUGUGGAGGGAAUCUGACUUGGCCCACGGGAAUCAUCUUAUCUCCCGCUUAUCCAGAAGAUUAUCCUCACGGCAAGGAGUGUGAUUGGAGAGUGACGGUUUCACCUGAUUAUGUUAUUGCCCUGACAUUUCAAAGCUUCAAUGUGGAACCGGGCUAUGAUUUCCUUCAUAUCUAUGAUGGAUCAGACUCUCUCAGUCCUCUGAUUGGGAGCUUCCAAGGCAUGCAGCUGCCUGACAGAAUAGAGAGCAGCACCAACAACCUCUUCCUGGCCUUUCGGAGCGAUGCCUCAGUCAGCAUGACGGGAUUUGUCCUCGAAUAUAUGGAGAACCCCAGAGAAUCUUGCUUUGAUCCCGGAAUGAUCAAGAAUGGCACAAGGGUUGGAACAGACCUCAAGCUUGGAUCUACAGUGACCUUUUACUGUGACAGUGGCUAUGAGGCAGUUGGUUAUUCAACCCUGACCUGCAUCAUGGGAGAAGAUGGGAAGCCUUCCUGGAAUAAGCCAGUACCAUCUUGUUCAGCACCCUGUGGAGGCCAAUACAUUGGAUCAGAGGGUGUAAUUUUGUCUCCAAACUACCCAAAGAACUACACUGGUGGACAGACUUGUUUAUACUCCAUUAUUGUGUCUAAAGACUAUGUUGUCUUUGGCCAGUUUACAUUUUUUCAAACUGCACUGAAUGACGUGGUGGAAGUACAUGAUGGCCCGACACAACAUUCAAGGCUUCUCAGCUCACUCUCUGGCUCACACACAGGGGAAUCUUUGCCCUUGGCUACCUCCAAUCAAGUGCUGAUGAAGUUCAGUGCCAAGAGUCAUGCAACAGCUCGAGGAUUUCACUUUGUUUAUCAAGCUGUGCCUCGCACAAGUGCCACACAAUGCAGCUCCGUACCUGAACCAAGGUAUGGCAGAAGAAUUGGAAAUGACUUUGCUGUUGGGGCCAUUAUCCACUUUGAAUGCAACCCAGGCUACGCCCUUCAGGGUUCCCAGAACAUCAAAUGCCUGGCUGUGCCUGAUGCCUUGGCACAGUGGAAUGACUCUUCUCCAAGCUGUUCAGUUCCUUGUGGAGGAAAUCUCACUGAGCGAAAGGGCACAAUUCUAUCACCGGGUUUUCCUGAUCCUUAUCAGAACAGCCUGAACUGUUUGUGGAAAAUCACAGUCCCGGAAGGAGCUGGCAUUCAGAUUCAAGUUAUCAGCUUUGCCACAGAACAUAACUGGGACUCAUUGGAGGUCUUUGACGGUGGGGAUAUUACAGCAACGAUGCUUGGCAGCUUUUCAGGCACCACAGUCCCAAAUUUGUUGAACAGCAGCUCCAAUCAACUUUAUUUGCAUUUUUAUUCUGACAUCAGCGUUUCUGCAGCUGGAUUUCAUCUGGAAUAUAAAACUGUGGGGUUGACAAGCUGUCCAGAACCAUUGGUCCCUGCCAACAGUGUAAAGAUUGGCGAGAGAUACUUAGUCAAUGAUGUUGUGUCUUUUCGCUGCGAGCCAGGUUACCAGCUCCAGGGACACUCCCAUAUAUCUUGUAUGCCUGGAACAGUUCGCCGGUGGAACUACCCUCCGCCUCUCUGUGUGGCACAAUGUGGAGGGAUUUCCAUGGAUGUCAAUGAUGUAAUCCUGAGUCCAGGUUUCCCAGGAAACUAUCCCAGUAGCAUGGAUUGUGUUUGGAAGAUUUCACUUGAAGUUGGAUAUGGCACCUAUAUUGAAUUUCUGAACUUCUCCACUGAACCUAACCACGAUUUCAUUGAAAUUCGCAAUGGGCCACAUGACACGAGUUCUGUAAUCGGCAGGUUCAGUGGAGCUGAACUUCCACCUCCUCUGAUGUCGACGUCUCAUGGGACAACCAUAUAUUUCCACAGUGAUCAUUCCGAAAACAAACCAGGCUUCAAACUCAUGUACCAAGCUUACGAGUUACAUGAAUGCCCUGACCCACAGCCAUUUGCAAAUGGCAUUGUCAUGGAAUCUGGUUACAAUGUUGGACAAUCAAUUUCAUUUGAGUGUUUCCCAGGGUAUCAUCUUGUUGGCCAUUUUGUUUUAAACUGUCGGCAUGGAGUUGACAGAAAUUGGGAUUACCCUAUACCGAGAUGUGAAGUUCCCUGUGGAGGAAACAUUACAACUCUCAAUGGCACAAUCUACUCUCCUGGCUAUCCAAAUGAAUAUCCAAACUCGCAGGACUGUACUUGGCUGGUGGUAGUGCCCGUAGGCUAUGGGAUUUAUGUCAACUUAACUCUGCUGCAAAUAGAACCUGGCAAUGACUUCAUUACUAUAUGGGAUGGAACCCAGCAAAGUGCACCACAGCUAGGAGUGUUUAGUGGAAGUUCAGUAAAAGAAUCAACAUACAGCACUUCAAAUCAAGUUAUUUUCAAGUUCCACAGCGACCUGGCAAAUGGAGGCCGAUUUAUUAUCUAUUUUUAUGCCUAUCAGCUGAGGAAAUGCCGUCCUCCUGUCUCUGUGCCAAAUGCAGAGAUUUUCUCUGAAGAUGAAGAGUUUGUGAUAGGUGACAUUAUUAAGUACCAGUGCCUGCCUGGGUUUACACUGCUUGGAAAUGAAAUAUUAACUUGUCGUCUGGGAACACACCUCCAGUUUGAAGGACCACUUCCAUCCUGUGAAGCACAUUGCCCAAUGAACGAGAUCCUCAUGGAUUCCUCAGGAGUCAUCGUAAGUCGAGGUUUCCCAGGAAAUUAUCGACAUUUCCAGGCCUGCUCAUGGAUUAUUAAAGUGGAUCCAGGCUACAACGUUACUCUUCAGAUUGAAUACUUUCAGAGUGAACGACAGUUUGACGAACUGGAAAUAUAUGACGGUCCCUCGAGUCAAAACCCACUGCUCAUCUCCCUCAGUGGCAACUACACAUCUCCAAUAACGGUAGUCAGCUCGGGCAACAAGGUUUACCUCCGCUGGUCAUCUGACCAUGCCACCAACCGGAAAGGAUUCAAGAUAAAUUAUUCAGCUCCUUACUGUAGCCCACCAAGCCCCCCAAGGCAUGGUACUGUUCACACGCAAACGGCAGGAUUCCCUGGCAGCACAGUGCGAUUCAACUGUGACCCUGGCUAUCGAUUGAUCGGUCAAGUUAUUGCAACGUGCACCAGGUUCCCCCAAGGUUUUUACAACUGGAAUACCAUUCCUCCUCUUUGUCAAGCCAUUUCUUGUGGCGUCCCAAAAGCUCCAAGAAAUGGAACGGUCUUCGGGAGAGAGUACACUCUCGGAACGAGAGCCAUCUAUCAGUGUAAUGAAGGCUACAGAUUGCAGUCUGGUGAACUGUCAACAGCUGUCUGCCAGGAAGAUGGGAAAUGGAGCAACAGUGACAGGCCUCCACUCUGUGUGGCUGUGUCGUGCCCUGAAGUUAAUACUGUCCACGUGGAGCACGGGAACUGGAAGCUGUUAAAUGGAAAUCCAAGUCAAUAUGGAGCUCAAGUGAUUAUCACUUGUGACCCUGGAUAUUAUCUGCAAGGACUCAGGGUUAUCAACUGCCAGGCUAAUGGGACUUGGAGUGUUGGACGCCAGAAGCCCAGCUGUAAAAUAAUUUCAUGCGGAGAACAGGGAUUUCCAGCACACGGUAAUAAGAUUGGAACAUUAACAACAUAUGGGGCAACUGCUAUCUUUUCCUGUAACACUGGAUACACAAUGGUAGGAUCUCGGGUGCGGGAAUGUCAGGCCAACGGGCUGUGGAGUGGAAUGCAAGUGAAUUGCCUUGCUGGUCACUGCGGGAUGCCUAAGUCCAUUGUCAAUGGGCAGAUAAUUGGGGAAAAUUUCAGCUAUCGUGGGACAGUGGUGUACCAGUGUAACCCAGGCUUUCGCUUGAUUGGAACUUCGGUUCGAAUUUGUCAGCAGGAUCACAAGUGGUCAGGCAGAUCACCUGUAUGCGUGCCUAUAACAUGUGGUCACCCUGGCAAUCCUGCAAAUGGAGUAACUCACGGAACUCAAUUUAACCUGAACGACAUGGUUAGGUUCACCUGUAACACAGGUUACUUAUUGCAAGGAUCCAUUAACUCUCGGUGCCAAUCGAACGGGCAGUGGAGCAACUCGCUUCCUACAUGUAAAGUUGUUAAUUGUUCAGAUCCUGCACAUGUAGAAAACAGUAUUCGUCGAGUGCAAUUAAACAUCACCCAGCGAUUCAGUUACGGCAGUAGUGUUUCGUAUGAGUGCAAUGCUGGCUACUACCUAUUGGGAUCGGAUGUGCUGACCUGUCAAGGCGAUGGUUCCUGGGACAAAUCACUCCCCAAGUGCCUAUUGGUGCUCUGUGGUCAUCCUGGCUUUCCCCCUGGUGCAGAACUGUACGGUGACCAACUUACAGUGGGCUCCACGGUACGAUAUCACUGCAGCCGAAGAAGGCAUCUAAUUGGAAAUAGCACUCGUGUUUGUCAGCUGGAUGGGCGUUGGAGUGGAUCAUUACCGCACUGCUCAGGGGACAGCCUAGGAUAUUGUGGUGAUCCAGGGAUCCCAGCACAUGGCAUUCGGCUUGGCAAAGACUUUCAAGUGAAGAACAUGGUCCGAUUCACCUGUGAAGCUGGCUAUGCACUAAGGGGAUCUUCAGAUCGUAUUUGUCAGCCCGAUGGCACCUGGAGUGGUAGCCAACCUGAGUGUCAAGCUGUCUCCUGUGGAAACCCUGGAACCCCAAGCAAUGCCGGGAUAGUGUACAGCAACAGAUUGGACUUCUCGAGCUCUAUUAGCUACGCUUGUCGGGAAGGCUACUAUUCAACUGGUUUGCUGACCAGACACUGUACUGUCAAUGGGACCUGGACCAAUGUUCCACCACAAUGCAUAGUGAUUAAUUGUGGUGAUCCUGGAUUGCCGGCUAAUGGGAUCAGACUGGGCAAUGACUUCACCUACAAUAGAACAGUCGUAUUCCAGUGUAUACCAGGUUACACUAUGGAUUCCUUGAGAUAUUCUACUCUCAUAUGCACCAAAGACAGAACCUGGAAUGGAAGUAGGCCAGUCUGUAAACCUAUCAAAUGCCAAACUCCCCCGAGAAUCCUCAACGGAAUUGUUAUGGGAACAGACUUCAGCUGGGGAGCUAGCAUCAGCUACACCUGCUCUGAAGGAUACCAGCUUUCUCUACCUGCAGUGCUCACCUGUGAUGGAAACGGGACAUGGAGUGGGGAAGUUCCACAGUGCUUUCCUGUGUUUUGUGGGGAUCCAGGAACACCAGCUCAAGGAAGGCGAGAAGACCAAGGAUUUACAUAUAAAUCUGCUGUUUUCUUCAUCUGUAAUCCACCACUGGUAUUGGUAGGAUCAUCCCGAAGGCUUUGCCAGUCUGGUGGCAUGUGGAGUGGAAUCCAACCAACCUGUAUAGAUUCAACACACACCACCUGUGUUGAUCCAGGUGUUCCCUUUUUUGGAAUACAGAACAAUUCCCAAGGUUACCAGGUUGGAAGUACAGUGGGCUUCAAGUGCCAGAAAGGCUAUCUUCUCCUUGGAUCAAGUACACGCUCUUGUCUUGCCAAUCUCACCUGGAGCGGUACUCAGCCUGAAUGUAUCUCGCACCAUUGCAGACAACCAGAGACUCCUCCCCAUGUGAAUGUGGGAUCCAUUGAUCUGCCUUCACUUGGAUACACUCUAAUAUACACGUGCCAGUCUGGUUUCUACCUUGCUGGAGGAUCAGAGCAUCGGACAUGCAGGCCUGAUGGAAACUGGUCGGGAAAGCAGCCUCUUUGUUAUGCAGACACAAGACCCAGUGGAAGACCAAUAGGAACAGUGAAGGAAAUAACAAGUAGCAAACUCUCAGUUCCACCCAAUGUCUUUGCUCAGAAUUCUCUCUGGAAAGGGUCAUACGAAUAUCUCGGCAAGAGACAGCCAGUCAUGUUAACAAUUAACAGCUUUAAUCUGUCCACAAGUCAAGUCAAGGCAACACUUUUAGAUCAGAGUGGAGUCGAGCUCAGAAUGACUGGUUUCUAUCAAAAGGUGGAGCACCAUCUUCUUCUUGAACUUUAUAAAGUCCGAGGUCCUGCUGAAAUAUUCGUACAGAAAUUUAAGAGUGACAACCUGGCAUUGGACGGAUACGUUUCUGCAGAGGCUUCAGGCAACACGUUCGUGUACCAGGGAUUUGUUCAAGGCAAAGACUUUGGACAGUUUGGUCUCCAAAGAAUAGAUCUACACAUGCUGGAAGCUGGCACCGACUCAAUUGGGCACCAUCUGAGCACCAGCAGUAGCUCAGUAGCAGUUGCCAUCCUUGUGCCUUUCUUUGCCUUGAUAACAGCAGGAUUUAUAUUGUAUCUUUACAAACACAGGAAAAGGCCAAAAGUACCAUUCAACGGAUUUACAGGCCAUGAAAAUACAAAUGGUCGAGCGACUUUUGAAAACCCAAUGUAUGAUCGUAAUGUCCAGCCCUCCGACAUUGUGACCAGUGAGAUUGAGGUGACAGUGAGCACUGUUUGCACGGCAGUAUAGCACCUACUCUUGAUAAAUAUAUCGAAUGCUGAAGUUCAGAAUCGCCUCAUCAGAUUCGACUUGGCUGCUUUUCUUCAAAGACGUACUAACUAUGGAGAAGCUACUAUGGUGUUGCCCUACUUACUUCUUUUAUGAAGAGCCAGGGGUGAGGGGAAGCCAAGGAUUAAGCUUGCCCUGAAAUCACUGCAGUUAAAAACAAACAUUUUCUCAUGGUGGUAACCAAGAGGAUAUACAUGAUGAUGAACUGAACACUUCAUUGAGCUCAAACCAUCAAAAUGUACUGACCACUAACAGCAUCUCCAAGCUGGAUGACAUUUUGGCAGAGAAACUGAGAAACAAUGGUGUCUCUCCUCUCCUCCAGCAAGAAGCCAGUUCACACAAGGAAACAUUUAAACUACAGAGUAUUAUUAUUCAACAACACCCAACAGGUGAAAAAAAAAGUGUGUAAAAUGCCUUUCGAUUGUCAACUGGGGACGGAUCGUACUUAGUUCAUCCCAUGGUUCUCUUCGUUAUGCUUAUCAGAACGUGAGAGCUGUUUGCUUAAACCCUCUACUGCAUUCUAUAAUUUCAUAUUGUGGAUUAUUCCUUUGUGCUACACAUUAUUCCUAUCACAUGACUGUUAAUUCAAGUGCUGAAGGGAAGCAUCAGUGUACAUCUAAAUUAGAUAUUCUUGUAAUAUCAGCUGCAACAUUUGAAAUUCUUUAUAACAAUUUAUAACAAUUUCCUAAUGACUCCAGUGUCAUUCAUUUUUAACAAAGGCAAGAUCACUAACAAUUUCCUUGAACAUUUUGACAAACAUCCCAUACAUUUUGAAUUAAUAUAUAUAUAUGACAUAUAUUAGUUAUGUAAAAUAUAUUACAGUUAUAUUUCAAUAUGAGAGGUAGAAGAUUUUAUUUUGACCCCACAUUCCAGCUUAUUUUUCCUCAGCCUUGGUUUCAAGCCUAGUUCUAUUGAUCAAGCCUCAGAAAAUUAGCCUUAAUAUUCCUUUGCUUUCCACCACUAUUAGUUAUCCAGAAUCCACUCAAGGUGGAUACUGAAGGCACUCAGAAAGCAGAAUAUGAGAGAGAAUAUGUUACAAGUUAAUAACUGCAGGAGUAGGGUUGAUGGGAAUGCUAUGAGUUUGCAAUAGACUCAAUGGGCUGAAUGGCCUCCUAAUUUUAAUUAGAAAAUAUGGCAACACUGUAGCUUAAGUGCGAUAUAUCUGCCAUGGAAUGGUAUGAGGGAUCUCAUUACAGAGGGAAUGUGGCAUAUUGAGGGCCACUUGAGUGGGAAUAUAUUGGAGGUUCUGUCGCUGUAAGAAUCAAUUAAAGGUCAUGUUCAAACAGAAGGACACAAACAAUAGUGAUAGAAGCAACUUGAAUUAGCAUACCUGCUUUAUUAUCAUAACUGUGUCAAAGUUCUAUAAGGAGCUUUCAAGUAAAAUGUAACUAUAAGACAUUAUGAAGAAUGAAGAAAGAUGUUUCCACUAGUGGGAGAGUCGAGGAUUAGAGCUCAUAGCCUCAGAAUUAAAGAACGUCUUUUAGGAUAGAGGUGAGGAGAAAUUUAUUUUGUCAGAUGGUGGCGAAUCUGUGGAAUUCUUUGCCACAGCAGCUGUGGAGGCCAAGUUAGUGGAUAUUUUUAAGGCAGAGAUAGAUAGAUUUUUGAUUAGUACAGGUGUCGGAAGUUAUGGGGAGAAGGUAGGAGAAUGGGGUUAGGAGGGAGAGACCGACGAGCCAUGAUUGAAUGGCAGAGUAGACUUGAUGGGCCGAAUGGCCUAAUUCUACUCCUAUCACUUAUGACCUUAUGCAGCUUUUCAAAGUGGUAAUUGGUUUUGGAUGUAGUUCCAUAGUUUAGGGCCCUUGUCGCUGAGACCAUGUUGACCAAUGAUUCAAAAGAUUUUUUUUAAAGUGUUAUCUUUCUGUAUUACUCAGAAAGGUGAAUCAUUUAAAAUGGAUUUAAAAUGCACAAUGCCUGAAGUUGCAUUGAGUGAACAAGAGAAAGGUUGUACACACCUUGGACCAGAUCACAAUGAUGCAUAGAGGCAAUUCUCCAGAAAGCUGCCUACUAGCUGUUGUGUGCACAUCAAUGUGCUCUCAGUUUACAUGCUUGUGUAAUACCAAACUAUAAUGCAGAAUAUGUGGCGUAGUUAUUUGAUCUUUGGUAUCAAUUUGGCCAAUUCUGAAUUGUGCAUUGAAAAAUUUAGUGCAAUCUCAUGGAUGUUUUACUGUCGAAACAGUAGUAUAAGUGAAAAACAUAACUUGCCUUUCCUGCAUUCAUGUAGCUGAGAGCAUACCAUUCUACAAAUUAUACCAGAAUACUGUUUUAUCUCUCAAAUUAAGGGCAUGUAAUCUCUUACAUACACCAAUUUUGCCUUUGUCUGGGAACUUGUCUGAAAGAUAUCACCCCAAUGUUUCACUGAAGUGAUAUAGAUUGUGUAGCUAUGCCCACAUCUCAGUACUGGGGCUUGACCUCAUAAGCUCUUGAGCCAGAGGAGAGAGCAUCAUCACUCAGCCAAGGCUAAAACCACAGAUAGGGGCUUUCUAGGAAUGUUUAGUGCUGCAAAGGGGAGCCUAAGUACUAACUAUGACUGACUGUAAAUUAUGAGAAAAGGAUAUCUUUAAAUUUAGCAAUAUCUGGAGGAAAAAAAUGGAAAAUUGAGUUCUGCUGGGAAAACCAAGAAAAGGUCAUUGUUAAUCUGAAAUUAAAACAGAAAAUGGAAGAAAAACAUAACAGGUCAGGCAUCCUCUGUGGAAGGAGAGACAGUUAGCAUUUCAGUUUUAAGUCUUUUCAUGAAAUCUGUUUUUAAUUAAAAGUUAGGAGUGUUGUAGCAGUUGCACGGCCAUGACUUUAAGCAACACAUGAAACAAUUUCUGUCGUUAAUAUGCCUGGUAAUUCAGUUAGUAGCAGGAAUUGCUGUAGAUGAUAGAAUAGAAAUAUAUUCAGCAGACUUUGCCCUAAUUUUCCAGCGCACUCAUUUGGGCAUGGUAGAAUGCUGCAAUUGUGGUGUACGAGUGGGCGGCAUGGUGUGGAGAAAAGCAGCUGUUUUGAUUAUUAGAUCUAUUCAGCAAAUCUCAGUUGUGCUUGAACCUUGGAAACAUUGGUUCAACAGACCAGGUCCUGAACAUUUAGAGUCAGAAGCAUGCUGCUUGCCUACCCUUCCCGAAACUGUGCCCCAGAGCUCUAGAACUUGAGGUCUGAUGAAGGGAGAGGUUUGAACGGAGUGGAGUAUCAAGGCCUCACAUCUAUUGGAGGGGAAAAGUUUGGGAUCAUGGAUGAGCUAUAACCAGAUUACACCUGGUGGGGUAUCACAAACAUUAGACUAGCAGUGUCUCAGUUGAAUGGGGAGAGGAAUGGGGAUUGGGAAUGGUGAAUGAUUGGAAGUGGUGGGAUGACGCUUGGUGGAGGGCGGUAGAUAGUCUUGAAGCAGGCACUUAGUCCAGCAGUGUGACGGAGAGCUAAAAUUGCCGAGGUGUUUGAUUAAACGUGAACAGGUGUAGUUUGGGUAAAUCCAAUUUUCAUUCACAUGGAUGUUUCAAAAAAAGAAAAAGCUCUGCCAUCUAAUUUCGAGACAGCCAUUUUUAUUUUUAUCAAACCUGAUUUAUGGGGUUUGAUACAAUCAGCAAACCCAUAUAAAGAGAGUUCCAUAAGAAUUGAAUAGAUCUGGUCUACAAACAUUCUGUCCUUCCUCAACGACAUCAAAGUUGGACCUUUGUCAGGAUCAUGUCAUCUUUUAUCUAUCUAGAAGUCAAGAGGUUAGAAAGUGAAGUGGUCAAAGAAGACAGGAACUAGACCAGUCUGUGAAAGAAUUAGCAGUAAUGACACCUACUAACUGCUUAGUUUUGGCAGCCUAAAUCUGUACAGAGUUAGCUAAAAGGUUGAACGAGUUAUUGAGGAGUUAAUUAUUCAAUGCAUUGGGCAGAAAUGUGACCACUUCCAUUAAAUACACAAUAAAUUGGCAUGUGCAGGUUGACCUCUUUUAACAUUGAUUUUUAAAAGCAGUACAACACACAUUCCCUAUGACAUUGUGCAUUUAACACUUGCAACCAAAGGCAAAUUUCUACCUUAUGAUUUUUUGCUUAUUACACAUAUGCCAUGCGAAAGUGCAGUACAUUGUCCCAAUCCUUGUCUUAAAUUAUGUAAAAAGGAAUGGCGGUAUUGGUUUUAUAAGAGUAGAAAUCGCACCGUGAACCUUACAUCCUGACUGAUGUGCACAGUGACAUGUGUUGAUUGCAGAUCUUUUUAUUUGAUCUGAUGCUGAGAUUCAAUUUCACUGAAUAACAGAUAACAUGAUUUAUCAAAUGCGUCUGCAUCAAAGUUUGUAUCACGGGAUAAUGUCAUUUGGGGAAUGGCCCUCAGCCUAUAAAUGUCCCAAGUGCUUGUGGGCGACAGGCGGAUAAAUGAAGAUUCUCAGAAUUCUGUAAGCAAGGGAAUCUGUGAGGGGGAAAACACAACGCUGAUAUACUCGUCCAAAAAAAAUUACUUUCAUAAAGUUUCUAUCAGUUAAAAGCAUACACUGAUGGAAUGUGGCUUGGGACAAAUUUUGAAGGUGUGUUAGAAUAAUGUUCUUCUGUUUCUUUUGUAUCGUUAAAUAUUCCCUAGGCACAAUUCCCUGUAUUUUCUAUCUCCACCCUUGCCUGUCAGUUUAAUGGAUUAAAAAAAAAUCAAGAACCCUUGGUCAACUUAUUCGACAGAGAGGAUGUUGUAACAAACAAUAUAAAUCCGUCCUACAGAUGAAUUGUGGUGUCCUAGAAUUUCAUCCUACAGAUGAAAAGGUUGUAGUGAAAAAUACCUAUACACAUGUUUAACUCUGCCAACAUAUUGUUGCAAUUCUAUCUCUCUCCUCUUGUUUCUGUUUCACAGUUCUUUCAAUUCUUUCACCAACUCAAUUUUGUAUCUGAAAUGGCCUUGUGUACAGAUGAAUCAUUAAGACAUAGCAUAUUGUACAAGGUGUAAUGUCUCUAAGCAAGAGAACAAAUGGAUUCUUUAAGAAGAAUUAAUGCCUCAAAUUACAAAUCAAUUUGCAAGGGAGAAAUAACGCUUUCUUCGUAAACCCUUAUUGAAGUUCCAAUAAUUUAGCUUUUACAAUUACAAGUUCACGACAGCAUAUUUCACAACUUCUGGGGAAAAUGGUCAUACAUAGUGGUGUCUGAGUUACGUGAUCAACAAGAAAAUUGUAAUGCGUUAGGGUGGCCAUGAAAUCGAAAAAUUCAAUUCAGAAAGGAAUAAAAUAAAUGGUGAUGAAGUUUCACAACUUUCCAUCGCAGAUGUACAGGUUAAGUUAUCCACAUUUUUUGAGAUUGAUGUUUUGACCAGAGGCUACGUGCUUACUCUGAGUGAGAGAGAAUGAAAAGAAUCAGUGACAAAAGUGAUUUACAACCUCUGGCAGCCCUUUCAGCGGAAUGACGGCUGAACGUAGGGGAAUUGCCUUCUGAGCCUCCCAGUCCACCACAAAAGGAAAAAAAGGUGAAUUGUGUUUACCAACACUAAUUGUGAUUGCAAAUUUUCAGUGAAGGGUGAAUUUGCAAUCAAUUUUUAUUGAGCAGAAUUUCAAAUGAUCUAAGCUUGAUAUAGAACAUUGUUUCUUAUGUAUAAAAACAAGAUAGAGUUGGAGAUCAUUGCUACCACAACAGCCCUUUUUUCUUCAUUAAUUUAUCCUAAAAGGCUUAGUUUCAGAAUCCUGGAUGAAUAAUUGCCCUUGAUCUCUGUUGCAGUGACAUGAACAUUUAAAAAAAUAUAUAUGUACUUCUGAAAUAUAGCAGACACACGUGCGUUUAACUUCAGAGUGGUCAUUUGUUUUGCAAUUAAUUAUGCAAUAUUUUUAUUGAAUCUUAAUAUAUAUGCUGUCAGUGGUAAUGGUGGUGAAUCUGGUUUCAGAUUUUUCUUUUGGUUUCAGUUUAUCCAGAAAUGGCACUCCGAUUUAAGUCGCAUAAUGGUCAGAUUAACUUUAUCCCUAUUCAUUAUUAACCUGAGAAACUAAACCAUUCUGUACACAUUGCAUUUACUAAUUCCUCCACAAUGUUUAAGCUUUGUCACACUGACUCCUCGGGCAGCACGCCAAAUGAAAGAAGAUGAUGCCUUCACCUAAUAUUGUGCCAGGUAAAGAGAAAAGUAUCAAAUAUAAUUGGACUUUUAAUUUAAAUUGCAGAUUUAUUACGAGCAAUAGAUGCACCGUUCCACCUUUUGCAAUAGGGUAUCUAAGAGGAUGCAUACCAGAGUGUUUUCUGAAUUAAUCAGAGCAAAUACAUAUACUAAGACUAAAACAUAAGUGUGGCUUUCUAUUGUACUCUUUAAAAAAAAGAGCACCCUUCAGUUCUCAGUUGAUUUGAUACAACAAAAUAUGACUAGGUAGGCUACCGGACUUAUAAUUAUCAAGCCCACAACCUUCCAGGAAUUUUUAAAAAUGAACAUGAUGGUAGUUUUAAGAUAAGUUACUUUAAUUUUGGGUUUGACUUCCGUCUUUGACUUCAAACUCUUUUUUCUCCUCUUGAGUGUACGGUGGUGUGGAAGGAUGCAUCCAUCUUCACUACGAGAUUCCCAAUGUUUAUCCCAUCACAACAGUGAGGCCAAAUGGAUCAGAGAACUAUUUCGGACUUGCCUCAAUUUUCUAUUUUGUUAGUUGAAGACAUUUUAGCUUUGUGUGGAGUGUUUGAUAGAAAUGAAUCAAUCUUUAAGUUUGUGCAGCCCCAAGCUGAUAGAGUAAACCUAAUUUAAAAUUAUUAAGAUAAUUGACCACUAUAGGAAAAUGUACGUGUCUGAUUUCAGCACCAUCGGUACAUCCAGUAUAGCCAGAUUGCAUGCUCGAAAGCCACGUAGAGAAACGCUGGUAACUGUGAAGAACCAAGAAUGGGUGCUACUGUAAUUUUGACACCAACAGAAAAUAAACUUUUUUUUUUUAAUUCAUGAUUAUCAUUUAGCUUUGCAGAGAUGGUAAAACUAUUCAAACAUUACAUUUCUUGUAAAAAUAACAUUAUUGUGUAAAAUGUCCUCUGAUGCUCCAGACAUGCAGGUAACCUGAUCCAGCAGUGACAAUGGCCCCUUUUUUCUGCAGCCAAAGUAGCUUCUCCUUAAAAUACACAUAGGUAUACCUUGACUUGCUUCAACACAAGCUAUUUAUUUAUAUCAGAUUUAUUCUGCAAGAGACCUUUUCUUCCACUGAAUCACGUGCGUCAAAUUUGCAUCAUGUGGAAAGAGCCCUUUUUUUUGUACAGAGAUAUAUUUUUAUGCAAAAAGAAGUAACAAAUUUGUACAGCAAAUCAAGGACAAGUUCUAAAUGUUUUUCAUUAUUGUAGUGAAUGAGUGAUGAAAUUGGCUUUUUUUUAAAAAAUCAAUAAGUAGUAAACAAAUUGUAAAAUACACAGUUUAUGUAGGGAUGUGUAAAUAUGUAUUAUAUUAUCGAUGUGUCAACUUGUCUUUAUGACCACUCUGCUAUAUAAAUAUAUAUAUAUGUACUUUAUCUGUCUGUAUAUGAUGCUUUGCAUUGUGUUUCAUCUUAGUAUACUUUACUGAAUUUGAAAACAAUUUUAACUUUUUAAAUAAAAGUUUUGACAAUGAGCCCCGGAACGUUUCAUGCAAAGACUGAUUUGAAUUUGAUAUGAUCGUCUGUAAAAAUGUGAGUUCCAAAUGACUAAAAUAAUUUUUUUUUGCUUAGGAAUGAGUGAGUUAGACCCGGUGUGGGUUAGACCCGGUGUGUUCGCAGAUCAUGAAGAGCGUUGCUGACAUUUUUUGUGUGACAUUUAUGGUGAUUUGGCUACUUAAGUUUAGUUCCACAUCAAUACCCAAUUAUCUCUUAAUCGACACCCAAGAUCUGGCUAGCAGCAAGUAGUAAACAGAGUCGACUAGAAAAUCCAUUGGGCUGUGCAAUAUUUUUGUGUGCCGCGCAGUGCAAUUCAAUUUAAAAAUAAUUCACUAAACUUACAUUGCAUGCUUUCGGAAAUACUGAUCUUGUCCUCAGUG